Messenger RNA from Leptopilina boulardi, 1830 nucleotides. RefSeq names its product soma ferritin-like. The transcript has 4 exons. The coding region runs from base 412 to 1239 and encodes 275 amino acids. Gene Ontology annotation, biological process: intracellular iron ion homeostasis; iron ion transport. Lineage: Eukaryota; Metazoa; Arthropoda; Insecta; Hymenoptera; Figitidae. The record is from RefSeq and is a predicted model, not a curated record. Gene Ontology annotation, cellular component: cytoplasm. Gene Ontology annotation, molecular function: ferrous iron binding; ferric iron binding.
ACUGUUAUUAAUUUUGCCUCAUGAUUAAGUCGUUUUUUCCAUAAUAUUAUAUUUAAUUAAUAUUAAUUAAUCAUUUUUAUAUUACCUAUUAUUCAUUUUUUAAAUAAUUUUAUUCCUUUGUCAAUAUAUCUUUUUACAGCGCAAUUAGUUGCAUUGUUAUUGUUGUUCUUUGAAAAAUAAAUAAAGUUUUUCAUAAUCACACCAAAUGUGGAAAUGUAACAAAAUUUUUUUUCAAUUAGUAAUAUUCGUCAUUUGUUUACGUCAUAUUGUGUAAUUUACUUUUUAAAAUAAAAUUCGUAAACAAGAAAUAAAUUUUCCGAGUAGAUAAUAUACAAUGUUAGUUAUCUUUUUUCAUGCUUAAAUAAUUAUUACUCGAAAAUUAAUUAGUAAGAAUAAAAAUUGUCUCAAAGAAUGUUUAAAUCUGCCUCUAGUGUGAUUAACCUCAAGAUUAAUUAUUCUUUGAGUUUAAUAUUUCUACGAAGACUUCGCACUUUAGAAAAUAAUGGAUCACAGCCCAGGACAUUGUUUCAAAAUUUAAUUAAAUUGGGAAUAAAGAAAUCAAAAAAUUGUGAUUCCCAAUUUUUUUCAGGCGUCAAUAAUAAUAAUAAUAAUAAUCGCCCGUCAAAAUGGCCAUCAGGAAUAAAAACAAAUUUUAAAUUUCAUUCAGAGACGGAAGCUAUCAUGAAUGAGCAAAUUAAUGCUGAGUUCAAGGCUUUUUAUUACUACCUAUCAAUGGCAUCGUAUUUUGGCCGAGUUGACGUUUCACUUCCGGGAUGCGAGUCAUUUUUUACUCAAAUGCAUCAUGAGGAACAUGGUCAUGCAUUAAAAUUAAUGAACUACAUAAAAUUACGCGGAGGUUCUGUUGCUCUCUGUGCAAUUAAACCUCCCGAGGAUGGAGACUGGAAAUGUCCGCUUAAUGCCUUCCAAACUGCACUUCAACUUGAAAUGGAAGUAACAGAAAAACUAGUUUCAGUGAAUUCGAUUGCUGAGAAACAUGGCGAUUUAAAUGCGAGUGAUUUUAUAAUUACUUAUUUCAUGGAAGAUCAAAUGAAAAGUAUUAAUGAAAUGGCGAGACUGGUAACAAUUUUGUCAGGAGUUGGCGAUGAAUCACUGGCUCGAUUUAUGUUUGACAAAGAAUUAUUAAAUAAUCAUGUUCUACCUGCUUUUAAUAUUUUAAAGAACUCUAAAACUUUUGAAAGUACAACACAGUUUUUCGAUAAAUUCAAAAAAGAAAAAUAAUACCAAAAAAAUUUUUAAUUAAUUAUUACAUUUAAUUAAAUAUUAAAUUUAAAAAAAUUUAAGUUAUUUAAAAAUUCUCCUAUUGUUUAAAUUUAUAUAUUUUUACAUAAAUUUUUGUAUUUAUCUCGAAUAAUGAGAAUUAACAAUUAGUAUUUUUGUAAUUCGGAUUUUAUUAUCAGUUUUAAAAACAGACUUUAUUAAACCUAAAAUUAUUGAAUUUCAUCCACCGAAUUGCAUUUUAUAUAUAACAAUAUAGGAAAAUUCAUUCACUCCGAAUUCAGUAAAAUCGUUGCCUUUCAUACUUUUAUUUAAAAAAAAAAACCAAAUUCACUGAAAUUGUUGCCUUUCAUAUCUUUAAAAAUAUUAAAAAAUAAUCAAAUUCACUAAAAAUCAUUGCCUUUCAUACCCGCAAAUGUAUAAAAAACAUCAGCAUUUUCUUUUAAAAAUAUUAAACAAAUACACAAUAAUAUACUGUGUAUUGAAUUGUGCAAUUGAUGAACUGAACAUAUUAUAAAGAAUGGGAGAUGAAUAUUUCAAGAUUUACAGUCAGUGGAGAAAAAUAAUUACCUAAAGAAAAAAAAAAAAAUAAAC